Parastagonospora nodorum SN15 is the source of this 1293-nucleotide messenger RNA. RefSeq lists its product as hypothetical. The record is from RefSeq and is a predicted model, not a curated record. Gene Ontology annotation, biological process: carbohydrate metabolic process. Gene Ontology annotation, molecular function: hydrolase activity, hydrolyzing O-glycosyl compounds. Lineage: Eukaryota; Fungi; Ascomycota; Dothideomycetes; Pleosporales; Phaeosphaeriaceae. The transcript has a single exon. Bases 1 to 1233 code for a protein of 410 amino acids.
AUGUCAUACUUACCAGCUCUGCUAUUGCCUCUUGCGGCCCUCCUCACGCCCACCUUGGCCGCCGACUCGUAUGUCUCCAGCAACUCUGAGACACCAAAAGACAACAAUGGCAACUGCAGCUGCUACGUCGUUUCCACAGGCGAUAACUCAGAUACACCGCAGUACUUUCAAUACUACCGGUUUUACGACUUCCGGAACCUUGCGGGUGGCUUCGAUACUGCACCACCGCUGAUCAACGACACGCAAAAUGCAUCGGCGCUUUCAACAUGGCAGCCCUCGAUUUUCAACAGCGACAAUUGGAUAUCAGACUGGGGUAUCCAGAACUGGAGCAAACCUGCAACCGACGACUUCCCAGUGCCUCUGACGAAUUCCUACGCAAACAUCUACAUGGGCGAAGAAGACAACAGCACCUUCCUCACGCUUCGAACCUCUCGACACAAUGACCACCAAACCGCCGGUGAAAUCGAGAACCAGCAAAAGAACCUGAUGCACGUCUCCAUGCGCAUGUACGGUCGUGUUGUCGGCGACCCUGGCGCCGUAGCAGGCUUCUUCACUUUCUAUGACGACUCCAACGAAUCGGACAUUGAGAUUCUCACGCGCGAUCCCAAGGACCAAACCCGCUACACCAACCAACCGUCUGUUGACAAGAGCGGCAACGAAAUUGCCGCUGCAUCUACUGGACCGACAAACCUUGCGCCCUGGGACGAGUGGCAGACCCAUCGUAUCGAUUGGUUGCCCAAGGACAGCUUCUGGUAUCUCAACGACAAGCAAGUUGCCGCGAAUACAUACAGUGUGCCACGCAAGCCGAGCUAUUUGGUGCUCAACAUGUGGGGUGAUGGUGGCGAGUGGAGUGGCAACAUGACUGUUGGAGAUCACGCCGAGUUCCAAAUACAGUGGAUUGAAAUGACAUUCAACACUUCUGGACCAUACACAGGUUCUCAAAAGGCGGACAAGAGAGAUGUUAUGGAGAAGCGAGGAAGGAAGACUUGCGGUAAUGUGUGCAAGAUUGAUGAUGUAAAGCAACUUGGGACACCUGAGAUUGUUUCCUAUGGUGUUGAUGGCGAGGAAGACGACGGUCUGUCCGCGGGCGCGAAGGCAGGAAUUGCUAUCGGUGUCAUUCUGGGCGUUGCGCUUCUUGCUGCUAUUGCAUGGUUCUUCUGGCGGAAGAGGAGAGCUACAUCAGUGACGAAGAGCAAAGAAGGAUACGAAUUAACGGCCGAUCAAAGGAGAUAGCGCGGAGAACAAAGAAACGAGUAUCUACGAGUAAUUCUAAUGAAAGCUGAUGUAUUGUAA